GUGAUUGACAUUGCGUUCAGCCCAACAGACAGCCUGGUGGCAAGCUCGCUGAUCACUGGGCAUGUCUUCAUCCACCACUACGCGGUCGCAGGCAACGAGCGCAAGUACCGGCAGCGGAUCCACAAAAAGUCGUGCCGUUCCGUGUGCUUCAGCGGUGACGGCGCGUCGUUGUAUACGGCAUCCAGGGACCGGUCAUGGCAGACGCUCGAUGUGGCGACGGGGAUGGAGCGCAUGCGCAUUGAGGCAGCGCACGAGAAGCCGCUGAACCUGGUCAAGCACGUGAACGAGCAGAUAGUGGCGACCGGUGACGAGUCGGGGGUGGUGAAGCUGUGGGAUGUGCGGCAGAACAAGGCCGCGUUCAUACACAAGGAGCACGUGGACUACAUCUCCGACAUGGUGUUCAACGAGGCCAAGCGGCAUCUGCUGGUGACCAGCGGUGAUGGGUGUCUGUCGGUGUACGAUACGCGCAAGGCGAAGCCGUUUAUGGUGUCUGAUAACCAGGAGGACGAGCUGCUGUCGGUGGCGGUGAUGAAGGAGGGCAAGAAGGUGGUGGUCGGCGAGACCGACGGCGUGCUGGGGAUUUUCACCUAUGGGCAGUUCAGCGAUGUCACGGAUCGGUUCCCGGGCCAUCCGCAGAGCAUUGAUUCGAUCUGCAAGCUCACUGAGGAUCUGUGCGUGACGGGGUCCAGCGACGGGCUGCUGCGAAUCGUCGAGCUCUUCCCACACAAGCUCGUGGGUGUUGCAGGCGAUCACGAGUCGCUGCCAGUGGAGAAGGUGGUGUUGAGCUACGAUAGGCAGUGGCUGGCAUCAAGCUCGCACGACCAGUCGGUGCAUUUCUGGGACAUUGGCUAUAUCUUCAACGAGGACGGCGAGGAUGAGGACCGGGAAGACCGGGAGGACCGGGAGGAUCAGGAAGAG
Molecule: messenger RNA, 918 nt
Organism: Linderina pennispora
Lineage: Eukaryota; Fungi; Kickxellomycota; Kickxellomycetes; Kickxellales; Kickxellaceae
Product: WD40 repeat-like protein
Exons: 1
Molecular function (GO): protein binding
Source: RefSeq, a predicted model, not a curated record